Messenger RNA from Puccinia triticina, 651 nucleotides. RefSeq lists its product as uncharacterized. The coding region runs from base 1 to 651 and encodes 216 amino acids. Gene Ontology annotation, molecular function: nucleotidase activity. Lineage: Eukaryota; Fungi; Basidiomycota; Pucciniomycetes; Pucciniales; Pucciniaceae. The record is from RefSeq and is a predicted model, not a curated record. The transcript has 9 exons. Gene Ontology annotation, biological process: pyrimidine nucleobase metabolic process; nucleotide catabolic process.
AUGGGUUCAUCCAGCACGCUUCCUACUCCUUCAACCAACUUGACUUUACUUCACGAGCCAUCAGAUUCCGAGAGGCCCAAAUUUACGAUAUGGUUUGAUAUUGACAACACCUUGUAUUCUCGGCACUGUAAAAUCAACGAGUUCAUGAGCCAAAAAAUUCUGGCUUACUUUCUGAAAUUGGGACUACCUCUAGAGCAAGCUCAAGAAUUGCAUGAGAGAUAUUACAAAGAAUACGGAUUGGCUAUUCGAGGAUUAAUCAGGCACCAUUCCAUUGAUCCGCUUGAUUACGACAAGAAUUGUGACCUGGCAAUCCCUUUGGAAGAUAUUUUAUCACCAGAUCCGAAAUUACGGCAAUUGUUGUUGGAUAUUGAUCGCUCAAAAGCCAGAGUUUGGUGUAUUACCAAUGCUUAUAAAACACACGCUUUACGAGUGCUCAAAAUCAUGGAUCUGUCCGAUUUGUUUGAAGGAGUAGUUUCCUGUGAUUAUACCAAUCCCAACUUUCACUGUAAACCCGAAAAAGAAUACUACCAGGAAGCGGUAGCUAGAUCAUUAGCUCAGGAGUCCAACCCAACAAAUCUCGAACGUGCAGACUUCUCGAACCACUUACUGGUGGAUGACGCAUUGAUUAACAUCCUGGGUGCUACUCAGUAA